Molecule: messenger RNA, 2676 nt
Organism: Dovyalis caffra
Lineage: Eukaryota; Viridiplantae; Streptophyta; Magnoliopsida; Malpighiales; Salicaceae
Source: the annotation of a GenBank genome assembly
AUGGAUCUACCGGCGGCAGAUAGUAAUAAUAAUAAUAAUAAUGAGUCUCUCCCGCAGUCCGAUUCGCAAUCGUACGGUGAAACUGAUUUUAUUAGCGAGAAGAGACAAAUGGAAAACGUAGAGAGGGAAGAAUUGGCGGCCAAAAGAGCAAAAAAUGGCAUGGUUGAGAUAGGGAGAGUGGCGGAGAUGGUUCUGGUGCUAUCUGCAAUGGCAGGGAUGAGAGGAGGAGGGAAGAAUCCGACGGAGGCGGAGGUGAAACUGAUGGAGGAAGCGAGGGCAAAAUUGGUAGAUAUUUGUCAAGAUUUGGCACCUAAGGAUUUAGUGGCUAGAGAUUCAAUUGGGACUGUUAUUGAGGAUUUAGGGCUUAACUUUAAGCUUAAAGAUCAACGGUUAGGAUUUCGAGGAUCUAGGCUGUCCAUUAAGGAGAAGCUCUCCCUUUCAAAGAGGAAGAUGGAAGAGUCCAAGAAAUUUGCUGCACCUUCAGCUAAAUAUACAUCUCAAAUGAUGCAACCAAGCUUUGGUGCAAUGCCUGAAAGCCGUGGGUCAGCAAAUGCUUUUCGGGUGCUUCCUUCUGAUAAACCAAGUAAUAUAUCAUUAUCUUCUGCAGGCUUUUCAGCUUCUUUGCCUGGUCACGUAUCAGCAGCAACUCCCGUAUCCACAACACAUAAACCACUCGCUACUGAAGUGAAAGUAUCUACUGUAUCCAGUGGGUUACCUAGCAGUCAAUUAGGAAAGGAUUUAUCUUCUUUAGCAUUUCCUAAAGUUGAAAAAGCACAGUUUAAAGUGGAAGGAGGAUCACAUGGGGCGUCUUAUGAUCCACAACUACCAGCAAAUGCUUCUGCAAAUCAUUCACUGGUUAAUGCUCUAAGUUGGUCUAUGCAACCCUAUUCUGCAUCCUCAGGUAAAUCUGCAUCAGAAAACAAGAUACCAAAUCCCAAUACUGCCAAGGUUGAGAUAGCUGCUGACUCGGUUCUGACUCGAGCAACUACUCAAGCAGCAAGAGAUCAAACAUUGAGACCAUUUAUGCCUCAAGCUUCAUCUGCAAAUUUGCCAAGCAUAAAUUUGCCUAUGCAAGGCAUGAAGCAUGUCCAACCUCCAUCGUUUUUCAAUAAUCACAAUGAAAUUGCUAAAAUUGUUCAGAAGUUGUUACAGCCGAAGCUUCCUGAACAUCCCACAUGGACUCCACCUUCAAGAGAAUAUAUGAAUAAGGCUAUGACUUGCCAGAUAUGCAAACUUACUGUCAAUGAGGUGGAAACUGUUGUUAUUUGUGAUGCUUGUGAGAGUGGAUUUCACUUAAAAUGUCUAGAAGCAAUUAAUCAGAAAGGAAUUCCAAGAGGUGAAUGGCAUUGCAGGAAUUGCAUGACAUUAAGCAAUGGGAAGCCUUUGCCCCCUAAAUAUGGUCGUGUCAUGCGAAGUGUAACACCACCAAAAGGUCCUUCUAAUCCAGCUGGAAGUCAGUCAUCAUCAGAGAAGAAAACUGAAAAUGUAGAUGCAAAGGUCAGUCAACAGAUGACUGCAAAUGGAAGUUCUGGUGUGCAAAAUCAUGCUGGAUCUGGUACUGUGGGUGGCAGCAGCAUUGAAUCAGCAUCUGAGUCAAGGAUUCCUGGCGAAAGAGAAAUGCCAAGAAAUUGUAUCAUAUCAAGUGGAAAAGAUGCUGAUCAGGGCGCAUGUACUUUCCCCAACAACUUUACUGAAAGAUCUACUAAACAAGAUCAAGUAUCUGAAUCACCUGCACAGGAAAAGAGUUCACUUUCUGGAUCGUCUGAAAAAAUAAGCAACAAGAGUGAAGAUUCCAAACCUUUGCGUAUCUCACAAGACAUUAUCCAAACAGAACAAUCAAAAUUUGCCAAAUCUCCUUUGAUGCUUCAUCACGAGCAUUCAAUCAUGGAAGAGUUAGUGAGUGUAAGAGGAAAUACUGAUUGUUCUUCAAGAUUUGAGGUCAAGAAAAGUGAGCAAGAUGUUGUGCAUGCAAAUCCAGUAGGAAGUUCUGAACCUAAUAAUGGGGCUGGAAAGCAUCCUGGCUUGUCUUCUGAUGGCGUCCAUAGUGUCGAAUGGAUUGGUGAAGAAAUUGAAGUUGCAGAUGGAAAAACUUUUUACAAGUCCUGUUGCAUUGAUGGAGUAUUGUAUAAAGUGCAGGAUCAUGCCCUUUUUCGUUCCAGCAAUGGCAAAUUAACACCCUCUAAACUUCAGUGCUACUUUCCUGGUGACUUGCCUGAGGCUGUUGGCCACCCAUGUGCCACUGAAAGCAAUGAGGUCUAUGAAUCAAAUCAUGAAAGCAGUGUGAUGGCUAGGUUGAUUGAAGGUCCAUGUGAAGUUCUCCCUCCUAUCAAGUUUAAGGAGAAGAUUGAAAGACUGAACCAGUUAGCAACUAAGGAAAGUAAUGGAUCAGCACCUGUUUUCAUAUGCAAGAUGAGUUGGUUGCUAUGCGGGAUGAGAUUACAUACUGAAAUGCUAGACUUUGAGAAACAUGCAAUGGCCACUUGGGUGACCAAUGCUAUAGUAGCUCUUGUUGAUGUGAACUUGCAGUUCAUUGAGAUUUUGCCUGGCAAGAUUGCUAGUGCUGCAAAAGUUGCUGUAGGACGAAGGAUUGAAGUGUCCAACAUAUCGAUUGCAAUCAUCUCCACAUCUGUGUUUGAGGAUAGUCCGGUCUUUGCUGCUGCUUCCCUGUGUGGAUGA